UCCAAAAGCAGUUGGCAAAAGACUCUGAACAAGCGGCAAACUACACCAACUGGUGAUUAGCACUUAGCCAUGGCUUCUGUGGCAAAAGUUCCGUACAUUCUCCGACCGCCGAAACCUCUUCAUCACAAAGGCGGCAGCAGCUGCAGCAACAACUUCAAAUUUCUCUGCCGCCAAUUUCUUGUUCACAGAAACACCGGGUUGGUCCCUUCUGACAUCUGCUCCGUUGUCAACGCAGUAGCAUGCCGCUGUCCACGCAGCCUGAAGCGAAGUUCUUCCACUAUCAUCUGCUCCGCUGCUAAUAAGCCAUCCCCUGAAAUCAGUUCUACAGCCAAAAUACGGAGCGAAGUUCUUUCUCCCUUUCGGACUGUUCGGAUGUUCUUUUAUGUUGCUUUCAUAGCAAGUGGUACUCUGGGAGGAUUAAUAGCAACCACACAAUUGAUUGCUGCUCUAACGAACCCCGCAAAAGCAGUUGGAAUCCUUGACAUGGUGAAAGGUCUUGGCAUAGACAUUGGAGCAGUCUCUCUUUUUGCAUUCCUUUAUUCUAGGGAGAACAAUGCUAAGAAUGCUCAACUGGCUAGGCUUUCAAGGGAGGAAAGCCUUUCAAAUCUUAAGCUCCGUGUGGACCAAAAGAAGGUUAUCCCUGCCAGCUCUUUGAGAGGGUUUGCUCGUCUUGUAAUUUGUGCUGGCCCUGCAUCGUACAUUAUGGAGUCUUUUAGACUAAGUGAACCUUUCACUGAAAGCCUUUUGGAGAGAGGAGUGCUUGUAGUACCCUUCGCUACAGAUGGAAAUUUGCCUAAUUUUGAGUUUGAAGAAAAUGAAGAGAACAAGGAGAUUACAACCAAAAGGAAGAGACUCUGGCAGCUGUCACCUGCUUUUGUUUCUGAGUGGUCCAAGUGGCUAGAUGAUCAGAAAACGCUGGCUGAUGUUCCCUCAGAGUCUCCUGUAUAUCUAUCUCUUCGGAUGGAUGGGCGUGUCCGUGGUAGCGGCGUUGGUUACCCCCCUUGGAAUGCAUUUAUUGCGCAAUUACCUCCUGUAAAGGGAAUAUGGUCAGGUCUUUUGGAUGGCAUGGAUGGAAGAGUUCUUUGAAGAGGGUGUUUCCUGUGUUUUGAAGGUCACUUUCUCUUCAACUUGAUGGAAUUAUAAUACCUCACUUUACACCUUUCUGAUAAAAGUUAUGAUAGCCUCCUUGUGAACUUGAUGCAUUUAUUGGUUAUUCAUUGGUCAAUUCUGUAUUCUUUUUUGCUCCUCUCCUUGACUUGCUACCUAUAACAGCAUUCUGUUAGAAUAGGUCUUCUAUCCAUGAUUUUAACAUUUAGCCCAGUUUAUUAUUUCUUGGGAGCAAGAUCAUUUGUAUUUUCUUUCAUUAUUAUUUUUUUUUUUUGAAGCACAAGCGGAGAUUGUCAUCAAUGGCAAAGGUACAAUGAUGCUUGUGCUUCUUAUAAAA
Messenger RNA from Corylus avellana, 1444 nucleotides. RefSeq names its product LOW PSII ACCUMULATION-like protein. The record is from RefSeq and is a predicted model, not a curated record. NCBI's taxonomy places the organism in Eukaryota, Viridiplantae, Streptophyta, Magnoliopsida, Fagales, Betulaceae.